Molecule: messenger RNA, 351 nt
Organism: Parastagonospora nodorum SN15
Lineage: Eukaryota; Fungi; Ascomycota; Dothideomycetes; Pleosporales; Phaeosphaeriaceae
Exons: 2
Coding region: 1-351 (116 amino acids)
Source: RefSeq, a predicted model, not a curated record
AUGGGCUUGAAUAUGUGCUGUUUUGGCAGGAAGGAGUACGGCGCGCCCGAUGGUCGUUCAUGUGCUUCGUUUCAUCACUGGGGCCUGGAGGCUUCAGAGAACUUCAAUGUGCAUACUGGACUUUUCAAACGUCCACUAGUACAGACUUGGUAUUUCAGAGUCAUCCUUUGGGAUCGCGACUUCACCCGAGCUCAACCAUACUUCACUGUUGGUCCGUUCACACCAGAACCAUGGAUGAACGACAAGAGCACGGCGAUCUUAAUCAUGAGUGGCGUCGCAGUCAUCACUGCAGUCUUAAUAUACAUGGAACAGAGCGAUAUGAAGAACCCGAAGAAGCGGAAGAUCGGUUGA